ACACCACUGACUAGCCUUUAUUAGAUUUACCUUAACAUGCUUCACAGUGUUAGCGAGGAACCCCGACACUCAGACGACCCCUCUGAGCUUGGCUCGGGGGGUGGGAUGCGGCAGUAGGGCGCAGUAGAGGAAGCACCUGCGCAGACUCGGUUCUGCGCUGUGAAGCUGAUCAGCUGUUUCUCCCUCAAAGUGAAAGUAAAACUGUUCUCGCUGGCGUCGCAACUCCAGGAUCAGCUGAUCCGACAGGUUCGCUCUUGCUUCUCCGCAGGUGUCCUGGACACGGUGAGUCAGAUGCCAACAUCACGGCAGCCCGAGCCGUUAUUCCUCGCUCUUAAUAACCGCGUGGGAGGACACGCGUGGAGAGGUGAUGGAAACACAGUGAUUGUAAAAGGAAGCAGGUCGCAUUGCGCCUGAUUUCAUCAUCACCAGAGUAAACUCAAAGUGUACUAUUUAAAGGAUGAUUUAUUCAUCAAGGGAACAAAGUGAUCAAACCUACCUGCCUGUGUGCAAAAGUAACUGCCCCAUAAACCAGAUAACUGGUUAUUGUGUUUGAGCCGGUACAGCAUUCAGGAGAGGAAGUUCAGUAGAAUACAGUAAAAUGCAGUAGAACAUGCAUUGGUUUUGACAGCAGGCAGAUGAUGGCGUGCUCAGCAUGCCCACUUCCACCAAACAGGUUCAGACACUGAUGUCCACUUUUCUCAGCUGAAAAUGAUGAGCCGCUGAGCUAAAGAUGCCGCGGCAACCAGCGAGGUGUUCCAGCUGCUGGAAAAGUACUGCAGCAAGAGGUCAAAGCAGGGGUCACCUGAGACGGCAGCGAGGACAAUUGCUGCCUGCCGUGUGAAAGGAAAUGUCCCAGUUAUCUUUCCUCAGGGUCCAACUACCUGUGCAAGUUUCCAGAAGUCUCUGGAGGUCGUGCUUGAUGGAGAAGGUGAGUCUUCCACCUGUGAUGAGGUGCACAACAGGAUGCUCAGUACCUCAGCGCACAUGGAUGACAUCGUCCAGAGGCUGGUGGAGCUGAUCAGAGCGGAGGGAGAUGACAUCGACAGGAAGAUCAAACAGAACCUGGACCUCCAGCAGCAGCUCAGAGACCUGGACUACGACAUGUUCAAGAAGCUUACCUCCAGCGUGCAGAGCCUGGUCCACCCAGCGGAGCGGGCAGUGCCCUCUGAGGUUCAGAUUCAGAGGCAGACGAUCGCUCUGGCCUUCGAAGUGACCAGCAGGCUGUCAGCCACGAGUCUGGUCCACCAGAGGAGGGUGCUGAGCUUUGGAGAGCGGUACAUCCGGGAGAACCACUCGGCUUGGGUGGAGCAGCACGGAGGCUGGGCUGAAGCGUUCAGCAUCGACUGAGCCACACGAACCUCAGAGGAACCUCCAGGCGGAGGUCACCACGCUCUGAAAGUUCAAAUAUUUGACACAUAUUUGUUUUGUAAAAGUAGAAUUUUUUUAAAAUAAACUUUUGAAAAACACA
Molecule: messenger RNA, 1468 nt
Organism: Oreochromis niloticus (Nile tilapia)
Lineage: Eukaryota; Metazoa; Chordata; Actinopteri; Cichliformes; Cichlidae
Product: apoptosis facilitator Bcl-2-like protein 14
Exons: 7
Coding region: 964-1347 (127 amino acids)
Biological process (GO): regulation of extrinsic apoptotic signaling pathway
Source: RefSeq, a predicted model, not a curated record